Molecule: messenger RNA, 818 nt
Organism: Prorocentrum cordatum
Lineage: Eukaryota; Dinophyceae; Prorocentrales; Prorocentraceae
Source: the annotation of a GenBank genome assembly
AGAAUCUCCAUUAUCAUAAUUAUCAUAGGCGCUUGGGCAGCAGGCGGCAGCCCUUUGUUAGGAUACAUCGCUCAGGAUCUGGAUAUCCCAAGCAGUCUGGAAUCACAUUAUGUGUGCGGGAUCGCGUCAACACACAUCAUUUGUUCGGAAUCGUUCCGUAAGAGCCAUUUAUGACCAGACCGCUCUCGUCCGACCAAGUGAGGCGUAAACAUUCAGCAAUCAAGCAGACUCUUGUAGUCACAGUGGCGGCUGUGCGGCUGCAGCUUGCAAGCCAUGCCUUGCUUCUCGGCGCAAAGUUUGGCUUACCUUUUCGGCGGUAGCUGUCUUGGAGCUAGCAUGGUAUGGAGCUUGAGCAGCAAGCGCAAGCGAGGUGGCGCAGGCAAGCACAAGCUCAGCAAUGACAAAAAGCGCUUGCAAAGUCGUCGCUUGCCGCCGGAGUUACAAGACUCGUUGGACAUUGUUGUGAACCCUCAGCUGAAGAUGAACUCACGUCGGAUUGGCGAAAUAUUCAAAAAGAUUGUAAAGGACACGCUGGAGCCCAUUCUUCAGGCGAAAACUGGCAUCGCCUUGGAAAUCGAGAGCUGCUUCCUCUGCAGCGCGGACUUUCCCCUGCAAGUCGAUUCCCUGACCGAGUUCCGCGGAGACGGCACCAAGUUCACAGCGGUUCUCGAUGGCCUGACUUUAAACAACGCCGAACUGACGGUUAAAUACGAAACACGGUUGACAGGUAAGAGCACCAUCAGUUUGAAACAAUUAGAACGUUUUGGACGUUAGGCACGCUGGUCAUUGAACAUUAUGAGUGCGGCGUGAGGGUGUAU